AUGUCUGGUUUGAGCGAAAAGUUUGAGACGCUGCAGCUGCAUGCGGGCCAGGAGCCUGAUCCGACUACCAAGUCGAGAGCUGUUCCUAUCUACGCAACCACAAGCUACACCUUCAAUGACUCGGCUCACGGGGCGAGGCUCUUUGGCCUCAAGGAGUUUGGCAACAUCUACAGCCGUAUCAUGAACCCCACCGUCGACGUCUUUGAAAAGCGCAUCGCCGCUCUCGAAGGCGGUGCCGCCGCCCUCGCCGCCGCGUCCGGCCAAGGCGCGCAAUUCAUCGCCAUCAACACCCUCGCCCAUGCCGGCGACAACAUCGUCUCAACGUCCAACCUCUACGGCGGCACGUACAACCAGUUCAAGGUGUUCCUGCCACGGCUCGGCAUCAAGACCAAGUUCGUCGACGGCGACAAGCCCGAGGACAUUGCCGCGGCCAUCGACGACAAGACCAAGGCCGUCUUCCUCGAGAGCAUCGGCAACCCGCGCUACAACGUGCCCGACCUUGAGGCCAUUGCCAAGGUCGCCCACGACGCGGGCGUCCCGCUCAUCGUGGACAACACCUUUGGCGCUGGUGGCUACUUCAUCCGCCCGAUCGACCACGGCGCCGACAUUGUCGUGCACUCUGCAACCAAGUGGAUUGGUGGUCACGGCACCACCAUUGGCGGCGUCAUCGUCGACUCUGGUAAGUUCGACUGGGGAAAGCACUCGAAGCGGUUCCCGCAGUUUGUCGAGCCGGCGGAGGGGUACCACGGCCUCAAGUUCUGGGAGGCCUUUGGCAGCAUCUCCUUCAUCAUUAGGGCUCGUGUCGAGAUCAUGAGAGAUCUGGGCGCCGCGCUGAACCCCUUUGCCGCGCAGCAGUUGCUGCUGGGGACGGAGACGCUGAGCCUGCGCGCCGAGAGGCAUGCCCAGAAUGCGCUUGCCCUGGCGCGCUAUCUCGAGAAGAGCCCCUACGUCAGCUGGGUUAGCUAUCCCGGCCUGGAGAGCCACCCCUACCAUGAGACUGCUAAGAAGUAUCUCAAGAAGGGGUCGGGUGGUGUGCUGAGCUUUGGUGUCAAGGGGGGCGGCGCGGCGGGCAGUCAGGUCGUGGAUGGGUUUAAGCUGAUUUCUAACCUGGCGAAUGUCGGUGAUGCCAAGACGUUGGCUAUUCAUCCUUGGACGACUACCCAUGAGCAGCUGACUGAUGAGGAAAAGGCCAGCUCUGGCGUUACAGAGGAUCUUAUUCGUAUCUCGGUCGGUAUCGAGCAUAUUGAUGACAUUAUUGCCGAUUUUGAGCAGUCGUUUAAGGCUGCGGAGGCUACUACCAAGGCGUAG
Pochonia chlamydosporia 170 is the source of this 1308-nucleotide messenger RNA. RefSeq names its product O-acetylhomoserine. The record is from RefSeq and is a predicted model, not a curated record. NCBI's taxonomy places the organism in Eukaryota, Fungi, Ascomycota, Sordariomycetes, Hypocreales, Clavicipitaceae. Gene Ontology annotation, biological process: transsulfuration. Gene Ontology annotation, molecular function: pyridoxal phosphate binding; transferase activity, transferring alkyl or aryl (other than methyl) groups. The transcript has 6 exons. Bases 1 to 1308 code for a protein of 435 amino acids.